ACCUUCGGCACAUGCGGCCUCCUCAUCCACCUCGUGUUCCUGAGUCUUGAUGGCUUUCGGCACCGUGCUUUGGAGGGCGCACCACAGGGCUGUUCGGAGCCUCUUGGUUGUAGCAGCCAGUUCCUUCAGUGCCAUGACCAUCAACGGGUUAUCUAUAAAACAAGCCAGGUGGAACCAUGAGCAUCUUUAAAAAAAAAGAGACCCUGCAGGGCUCUCUAAACAGACAUGAACGGAGACAGGAGCAAACAGCGUUAUGUGUCAACCUUCAAGCUGCAGCUCCAGCCAUCACGUCCCCCAUGUGCAACAAAAAAUGGGACAAGAACAACAGACAUCAGGACUUCUGGAAAAUGUUCGAAACCAGAUUCACCAAAAAAUCUGGACCCACCUGUAUUUAUAAAGCCACUUGAAGACUGCUGUGCAGAUGAAGGAACUGACUUAGUGCUAAGAGGAGUUCUCACAGGAAGUCAGCCCAUCAAAGUUAUAUGGCUGCACAACGGUGAAAGGGUACAUUUUGGAAACUCCUCCUUGAAUGGCCAUGAUGUAAGUUUUGUGGUGAGGGAGUGCUUGCCAGAAGAUGCUGGUGCUUACACAUGCUUGGCUGAAAAUGAUGCAGGGAGAACAUCCUGCAGUGCAGCUGUGUUUGUUAGAGACUUCGAAAGUAUGUAUGGUGUCACAAAGAUUCCCACUUCUGCAUCCAAAAGCACUGCAGAAAAUGGACAGUCUUCACAAACCUCCAAAGCUGAGUUGCACAAGUGUAAUGGAUCUAUCUGUACAUCUCCUGCAAAGUUUGUUCAACAGAGCCCAGUCUCUUCACCGAAAGAAGUCAUCCCAAAGAAGAGAACCAACUCGACAGGCCCAGUACUGAGCUUUCAAAAUCCACCCCAGCAUUUUGAGGUGAAGGUGGGACAAACUGCCAAUCUGACGUGUUCUUUUACCGGAAGCCCCCCUGUGGUAUCCUGCUGGAUCAGGAACAAAGAACAGAUAGUUGACGGUCCAGAAUUGUGGACAGAACAUACAGAACAGAGCAGUACACUGGUCAUAGCAGAGGCUACACCGCAGCACACAGGACGCUACACUGUGGUAGUGAAAGACCGCAAAAGCUCAGCCCAACACACACUUACCCUUUCUGUCAUAGACAGGCCAGAGCCUCCUGCUUCGGGCCCGGUGGCUUCUCUCAUAUCUCCAUCCAACCUUGUGCUGUACUGGUCGGGACCCUGUUACGACGGCGGCAGUGCUGUCCUGGGCUAUGUGCUGGAACUGAGAAACCAGGGACUUUCUGGGGAGUGGAAAAAACUCACUGCCAAGUGUGCCAGCACCUCAUACCAAGUGUCAUCCAGGCUGGAACCAGGACAGGAGUACUGUUUCAGAGUGAGGGCUUAUAACGCAGUGGGGGAGAGUGAUCCCAGCCCAGUUUCAGCAGUGGUGAAGAUGGAGGAACCAGAUUCUAAGAAAACACAAGAAGAAGCCACUCAAUACUCCUGUGUCACUAUUGAUUCUUCCCACAAAGUUACAGAUCACUACAACUUGCAUGAGAAAUUGGGAACGGGAAAAUUUGGCUUGGUGUUCAAGCUCAGCCACAAAGAGACGGGCCAUGUGUGUGCGGGAAAGUUCUACAAAGGACGGCGAGCCAAAGAGAGAGAAGCUGCUCGUAAAGAAAUCGAGCUGAUGAAUCAUCUCCACCACCCCAAGCUGGUUCAGUGUCUGGGAGCUUAUGAUCAUAAACCAGAGAUGGUCAUGGUAAUGGAGUUUAUUGCAGGUGGGGAGCUCUUUGAUCGCAUUGUGGAUGACAGCUUUGAGUACACAGAGCCUGGCAGCGUGCGCUACAUACGGCAGAUUCUGGAGGGGAUCGCCUUCAUGCAUCAGCAGAAAAUUGUUCACCUGGAUCUGAAACCUGAAAAUAUCGUCUGUGUUGACACCACUGGCACUUCCAUAAAGAUAAUUGACUUUGGAUUAGCUAGCAAACUUGAUGGGAACACAGCUCUGAAGGUGAUGCACGGCACUGCUGAGUUUAUAGCACCGGAAGUUAUCAACUAUGAACCUGUGUGUUUGGCCACUGACAUGUGGAGCAUCGGUGUCAUCUGCUACAUCCUGCUCAGCGGUGAGUCUCCGUUCCAGGGAAACAGCGAUGCGGAGACUCUGGCCUUGGUCACAGCAGCUCAGUGGGAGUUUGAUGAAGAGAGCUUCGAAGAUAUAACUGAGGAGGCCCAGAAUUUCAUCAGCUCUCUCCUAAAUAAGGAUCCCAGGCGGAGGAUGUCUUGUGAAGAGGGUCUUGCUCACCCCUGGAUGAAGAAGUUUGAUUCUGAAAUCCUAUCUUCCACAAAAUGUCUGUCGAAGGAGAAGAUGAAGAGGUUCUUAGCCAGGCAGAAGUGGAAGAAAGCCGGGAAGGCUAUGCUAGCCCUAAAGAGAAUGGCUUUGCUGUCUAAAAAUGAAAGCUCUGCAACUCUCUCAAGCGCUGGUAAGGACCUUCCGCUGAGUCCUGAAGCAGAAGAUGCGCUGCACUCUCUGGAGCGUAAGAUGCAGGGCCCACCACAAUUUACCAAGAAACUGGAGGACCAGAAAGUAGCUCGGGGCUCCUGUGCCCGGCUCUCGUGCCACCUAAGUGGAUAUCCUGAUCCAGAGGUGGUGUGGCUGUGUGGAGAUGAACCUGUAGAAGAAUCAUCCACAGUGCAAAUAGAGUAUGAUGAUGAUGGAUGCUGCACCCUGAUUCUUUCAAAAGUUGAAGCAGAGGAUGCAAAUGUUUACACCUGCAGGGCAACCAAUGACCACGGGGAGAUGUUGUGCACCGCUAAACUAACAGUUCUAUAAUAGAGUAAAUAUAUGUAUGCAAAGAGGAAUUGUACAGACAUGAGGAUCUUUGGUGUCUUGAAUAUAUACAGUCAUGUUUUGAUGUGGAGAAGCCAAAUGAGAAAAGUUCUGUAAGACUGUUGCAUCUGAAAGAGUAUAACCCACAUUAUUGUACACAGUUUAGAUGUGAUUCCUGAAUAUAGUUACAAGCAUGCUAUGGAAGAGUUGAUAUUUCCUUAAUAUUUCCUUCAAUAUGCCGAUUUAAAUGUGGUUUCUGCUAAUAAUGUGAACUAUAGAGCAAUAUUGUCACAUUAGUUUUUAGAGAUAAAGUGGACUCAAACUAAAGUGUUGGAGUAAUGUUAAGAGGAUGCCAUUAAAUUUCUGAUUGACUUUAAGGUUUUGAUAGAAUAUUUGAAAAAAAGAAAUCAUGUCUAAAUAUAUUACUAGAAGAAGUAUAAUCAACCAUUAUUUUGCAUUUCAAGUAGGUGUAAUUUAUGUUUUUGCAUCUUAUGUGUCACAUUUGCUGCUGCUUUUACCAUGAUAUAGUUGUCGAGAAGUUGUUAAAAUUGACUAGUGGCAUACCAAACAAUGUAGAGAUUCAUGAAGAUUUAUACAGAAAUAUUUUUGUAAUGAAUAAAGGGCAAUGAAACAUC
Molecule: messenger RNA, 3437 nt
Organism: Xiphophorus hellerii (green swordtail)
Lineage: Eukaryota; Metazoa; Chordata; Actinopteri; Cyprinodontiformes; Poeciliidae
Gene: mylk5
Product: myosin, light chain kinase 5
Exons: 18
Coding region: 226-2805 (859 amino acids)
Biological process (GO): protein phosphorylation
Molecular function (GO): protein binding; protein kinase activity; ATP binding
Source: RefSeq, a predicted model, not a curated record